Molecule: messenger RNA, 783 nt
Organism: Dermatophagoides farinae (American house dust mite)
Lineage: Eukaryota; Metazoa; Arthropoda; Arachnida; Sarcoptiformes; Pyroglyphidae
Gene: RpL18A
Product: ribosomal protein L18A
Biological process (GO): translation
Cellular component (GO): ribosome
Molecular function (GO): structural constituent of ribosome
Source: RefSeq, a predicted model, not a curated record
UUGAACGUUUAAUGGAAAGUUUUUGGAAAAUUUUAGAGCAUGCGUGUGCGCUUUACAUGUGGCAUGUUAUUUUGUGUAAAUGUUCCUGUUUCCUGUGGCUGUGUGUGCGUGUGUCUUUGAGUCUUUAUUGUUUUCGUUUGGUAAACAUUCGAUUUAGUUUCGAAAAAAUUUUGAAAAAAUGAAAGCUUCUGGUGUGCUUCGUCAAUACCGAAUCAUUGGCCGACAUUUGGUCAAUGAUAAUAAUCCACAUCCACCAUUGUAUCGGAUGACUAUUUUUGCUCCCGAUGCCAUCAUUGCUAAAUCACGUUUUUGGUAUUUUUUGGCUCGUUUGAAGAAAAUUAAAAAAGCUAAUGGUGAAAUUGUCGAAAUCAAAGAGAUACAAGAAUCGAAUGCGGCUAAACGUGUAAAGAAUUAUGGUGUAUGGUUACGUUAUAAUUCACGUACCGGUAGCCAUAACAUGUAUCGUGAAUAUCGUGACAUUUCCACCAACAAUGCUAUCACUGCUUGUUAUCGUGAUAUGGGUGCUCGUCAUCGUGCACGUGCCGAUUCUAUCCAAAUCAUCAAAGUGGAAGAGAUUGCCGCCAAUCAAUGUCGACGACCGCAUAUGAAACAAUUUCAUGAUUCAAAGAUUAAAUUUCCGUUACCGAAUCGGAUUAGCAGAAAUUUCCAUAAAUCUCGUUUCACAACACGUGUUCCACGGGCACGACUUUUGUAAUUUGUUUGAUUUCUUUCUUUUGAAAAUUCAUAUAAUUUUGCAAAAAAAUAAAAAAUGAUGAUAUCUUU